Molecule: messenger RNA, 1926 nt
Organism: Rhinolophus ferrumequinum (greater horseshoe bat)
Lineage: Eukaryota; Metazoa; Chordata; Mammalia; Chiroptera; Rhinolophidae
Gene: ZBTB8B
Product: zinc finger and BTB domain containing 8B
Exons: 3
Coding region: 1-1485 (494 amino acids)
Biological process (GO): regulation of transcription by RNA polymerase II
Molecular function (GO): protein binding; DNA-binding transcription factor activity, RNA polymerase II-specific; RNA polymerase II cis-regulatory region sequence-specific DNA binding
Source: RefSeq, a predicted model, not a curated record
AUGGAGGUGCAAUCCUAUUAUGCCAAGCUCUUGGGGGAGCUGAAUGAACAGCGAAAGAGGGACUUUUUCUGUGACUGCAGCAUCAUAGUAGAAGGGCGGAUCUUCAAGGCCCACAGGAACAUUUUGUUUGCCAACAGCGGCUACUUCCGAGCCCUGCUCAUUCAUUAUAUCCAGGACAGCGGGCGGCACAGCACCGCCUCCUUGGACAUUGUCACCCCUGACGCCUUCUCCACCAUCUUAGAUUUCCUCUAUUCUGGCAAGUUGGAUUUGUGUGGGGAGAACGUGAUUGAAGUUAUGUCCGCCGCCAGCUACCUGCAGAUGAACGAUGUGGUGAACUUCUGCAAGACAUACAUCAGGUCAUCCCUUGAUAUCUGCCGAAAGAUGGAGAAGGAGGCUGCUGUGGCGGCAGCAAUGGCGGCGGCGGCGGCGGCAGCAGCCGCGGCAGCUGCAGCAGCAGCCCAUCAGGUUGACAGUGGAAGCCCCAGUUCAGGCAGGGAAGGGACCUCCUGUGAUACCAAGAGCUUGUUCUCUGCAGCCAAGGGAGAAGAGAGUGUGGACUGUCCAAGAGAGUCCCCUUGCGGUGACUGCAGAGGCUGCCACCCCCUGGAACUAGUGGUGAAAGACAGCCAGGGCAGUGGCUCAGCUGACAGUGACCUUUCUACUCUGCCCAAACAGAUAGAGCCCAAAGUGGAGUUUGAUGCUGACGAAGUGGAGGUAGAGGUUGGCGAGCAGCUGCAGCAGUAUGCUGCCCCACUGAGCCUGGUCCACAUGGAGGAGGGAUUGCCCAGUGGCCAGGCGGUGGACUUGGCUUAUAGUAACUACCACGUGAAGCAAUUCCUGGAGGCCCUCCUGCGCAACAGUGCUGUCCAGAGCAAGGAUGAUGCAGACCACCAUUUUUCUCGGAGUUUGGAGGGAAGACCAGAUGGUGCAGGAGGAGCUGUGAGUUCCAUGAUGGAUGUCCAGACUGACUGGUAUGGAGAGGACUCAGGUGAUGUACUGGUGGUCCCCAUCAAGCUCCACAAGUGUCCUUUCUGCCCUUACACUGCCAAACAGAAGGGCAUCCUCAAGCGGCAUAUCCGCUCGCACACCGGUGAGCGACCCUACCCCUGUGAGACGUGUGGCAAGAGGUUCACUCGGCAGGAGCACCUGCGCAGCCACGCCCUGAGCGUCCACAGAUCCAACCGUCCAAUAAUCUGUAAGGGCUGCAGGAGAACCUUCACGAGUCACCUGUCACAGGGACUGCGGCGCUUUGGGCUGUGUGACAGCUGCACCUGUGUUACAGACACACAUGAUGACGAGGACGAUUUGAUGCCCAUCAACCUUAGCCUGGUGGAGGCUUCAUCCGAAAGCCAAGAAAAGAGUGACACAGACAAUGACUGGCCGAUCUAUGUGGAGUCCGGUGAGGAAAACGAUCCUGCUGGAGAGGAUUCUGACGACAGACCACAGCUUCGUUCCCACCUGACAGACCAGGGGACACUCACGUAGCAGUAAAUGAGUGGGGAAGAGGCUUUAGAAUUUGUUAUUGCUCAUCCUGUGGUUGAAAGCCACCUUUUGUCCAAUUUUUGUGGUACUCUGAGAGGAACUUUUUUUUCACUGUUAAUAUAGUUACAUUUUUGUUAGACUUCAUGGUAGGGUUGGAUUUUGUGAUUCAAAGGACUGUGACUUUUUAGUGUGGUGCCUUUGGUUUCUGAGGGCUUUGCUGACUAUACUUAACUCUGAGGGAAUCAAGUCUGGCCCUCAGGCUUCCUGUUUUUCCUAUUGUGCAUCCAAACUCUGGUUAGGAGAAAAAUAAGAAAAGCUCCAUGCUUGUUAUAUUGUCUCAAUCUUCUGCAUUCCUUUGUUGUUAUCAUCUUUUCUCUGAAUAGAUGGGCAAGAAUAUGUCUAUAUAUAUUUAUAUAUUUAUUUAUUAUUUUUUUUUAAAUUUUA